AUGUCAAAUUUGUCGAAACUUGAGUUUGUGGCACUUGACAUCUCUGAAAAAAAUUACUUGUCAUGGAUUCUCGACUUCGAGAUUCACCUAGCUGCUAAGGGUCUUAAUGCUACUAUUAGCCUGGAUAAUGCAGCGUCGAAUCAGGCCAAGGCCAAGGCUAUGAUUUUCCUUCGUCAUCAUCUGGAUGAAGGACUGGGGGUUGAAUACCUUACGAUGAAAGAUCCACUUGAAUUGAUUGUUUCCCAAUUGAAAUUAUGUGGGAAAACUAUAAAUGAUGAUGACAUGAUGGAAAAAAUACUAAUUACUUUUUAUGCCUCAAAUGUGAUAUUGCAGCAGCAAUACCUGGUUGAGCAACACAAUGCCCUUUUGAUGAAAAAUCACGAAGCUCGUUCCACUGGAACUGCUUCAUUACCGGAAGCAAAUGAGGUACAAGCACAUGACCAGCCUGAAGAUGAAAAGAUCAGAGACAUAAUAAUAUGUGUGGACGUGGAAUGA
Capsicum annuum is the source of this 495-nucleotide messenger RNA. RefSeq lists its product as uncharacterized. The record is from RefSeq and is a predicted model, not a curated record. The coding region runs from base 1 to 495 and encodes 164 amino acids. NCBI's taxonomy places the organism in Eukaryota, Viridiplantae, Streptophyta, Magnoliopsida, Solanales, Solanaceae. The transcript is spliced from 3 exons.